AUGAGCAAGAAAGAAACGAGCUACGACUGGCUGAUAAAGGUUCUGAUAAUUGGGGACUCGGGUGUGGGCAAGACCAACGUGCUGCUGCGGUUCUGCGAGAACACCUUCAACUCCAGCCAUCUGGCCACCAUCGGCAUUGACUUCAAAAUCAAGACCAUGGAGAUCGACGGGAAGAACAUCCGCAUGCAGAUCUGGGACACGGCGGGGCAGGAUCGGUUCAAGGCCAUCACCCAGACGUACUACAAGGGCGCGGUGGGCAUCGUGCUGGCCUACUCCGUUACGGACCGGGCUUCCUUUACCAACAUCGAGAACUGGAUGAAGCAGAUCAAGAACCAUGCCUCCGAAAACGUGGUCAAGUUCCUGAUCGGCAACAAGGCUGACUGCCAGGACAGAGUCGUUUCCGAGGCAGAGGGGCGCGAGCUGGCCGAGAAGUACGGGGUUGGCUUUAACUAGACUAGCGCCAAGGGGAUUAAUGUAGAGGAAACCUUCGAGACCAUCACCCGUCAGAUUAAGGACAAGUUACUCAACACGGGGGAGGGUCCUGGUUGA
Messenger RNA from Hippocampus zosterae (dwarf seahorse), 549 nucleotides. RefSeq lists its product as uncharacterized. Lineage: Eukaryota; Metazoa; Chordata; Actinopteri; Syngnathiformes; Syngnathidae. The record is from RefSeq and is a predicted model, not a curated record. Gene Ontology annotation, molecular function: GTP binding; GTPase activity. Gene Ontology annotation, biological process: regulation of exocytosis; protein secretion.